Molecule: messenger RNA, 1084 nt
Organism: Arabidopsis arenosa
Lineage: Eukaryota; Viridiplantae; Streptophyta; Magnoliopsida; Brassicales; Brassicaceae
Source: the annotation of a GenBank genome assembly
GUUAAUCAUACACACCGCAAGCUGAUGAAAGCCAUGGCUUCAAGGGCAAUCUCGUCAUUUACCACUAAACCCGCUCCGCCACAACUCCAUCAUGGCACCACUUCUCCUGCUGGUUCACUGAGAUUCCCACAACAGAGGAAACUGGCAAUGAGAUCAGUGGUGGUGGCAGGAGAAACAGCUGGCUCGAUGACCGGAGUCAUAUUCGAGCCGUUCGAGGAGGUAAAGAGAGCUGAUCUAGCCAUACCAAUCACCGCUCAUGUCUCCCUCGCUCGCCAAAGAUACGCACAAGCUUGCGAGGCAGCUGUUAACGAGCAAAUCAAUCACAUCAUUGCUAUUUUCGUGAUCUCGCCUCCUAAUAUUCCCAUGUACCUAAUUCACCUUCUUUUUUUGUCACGGGUUGGUUGUGCAGUGUGGACUGUGGAGUACAAUGUUUCGUACGUGUAUCAUGCCAUGUAUGCGUAUUUCGACAGAGAUGACAUUGCUCUAAAGGAUAUAUAUUUCAAAGAAUCAAGCGACGAAGAAAGAGAGCACGCAGAGAAGUUCAUGGAGUAUCAGAACAAGAGAGGAGGAAGAGUAAAACUCCACCCGAUCGUGUCACCUAUCUCAGAGUUCGAACAUAUUGAGAAGGGAGAUGCAUUAUAUGCAAUGGAGCUGGCUCUGUCUCUUGAGAAACUGACAAAUGAGAAUCUUUUAAACCUUCACAGUGUGGCAACAGAGAACAAUGAUCCUCAUUUGGCGGAUUUUGUUGAUAGUGAAUAUCUUGAAGAGCAGGUCGAAGCCAUCAAGAAGAUCUCAGACUACAUCAGCCAACUCAGGAUGGUUGGCAAAAGCCAUGGAGUUUGGCACCUUGACCAGAUGCUUCUAUAAAUUAAGAAAUAAGCUAUGAAGAGAGGGUUGGCAAAAGCCAUGGUAUGAAUCAGAAUCAGAACCCUCUCUUUUUCUGUAGGUUGUGUAAGAAAUUUUAGAUUGGAAGCUAUGAAGUAAUAAGAUUUAGUUCCAAGGUUGUAGAUUUGUUAUGUGUUGAAAUUAAUUUUGUUACUUUUGUACUAAAGUCGUGUAAGCAUAAUCAAUAGAAAUCUAUUUU